Messenger RNA from Limanda limanda (common dab), 1878 nucleotides. RefSeq names its product leucine rich repeat containing 17 (gene lrrc17). Gene Ontology annotation, molecular function: protein binding. The coding region runs from base 287 to 1636 and encodes 449 amino acids. The record is from RefSeq and is a predicted model, not a curated record. Lineage: Eukaryota; Metazoa; Chordata; Actinopteri; Pleuronectiformes; Pleuronectidae. The transcript has 5 exons.
UGGAGGAGCAGCCAGUCAUUCCUGCCUCACUCCAGGCUCUAAGUUUACAGGCAGCCCGGCAGGAUCUGUUUUUUUUUUGGCUUGGACACAGCUCUCAUGACAGGAUUAGGAGCCGGGGACGCGGGACCAACCGGAGAUCUGCAGGUCCUAGUGGAAGAGCCCGAGCCAGAUUCUCUCCCAGCACAGCUGUGACCGGCCUCCAGUGUCCCGUCACACAAAUCACCCGACAACCGUCUCCUCAAGGUCGACCUGUUUACCGAGAGGCCUCCCCUUUCCUCUUCCCAUCAUGCGUCUCCUCGCCGCCUUCCUCCUCUUGCUGGUCCUGCGGUCGGCUGAGCCCAGGAGAGGCCCUCGGUCGGGGGCUGCGGAGAGGGGUAGCAGGGGCAUCGUGCGAGGAAGAGGCAGGGCAGGGGUCAUGCGGCGGCAAACUCAGGGUUGCAAGGAGUACAUGGAGGCAGGGGAGAAGUACCUCGACUGUCAGGACAAGCAGCUGACCGGGGUGAUGCAGGACUGGCCCAAAGACAUUCACCACCUGCUGCUAGCGAGAAACAAGAUUCAAGUUUUGCGGGACAACAUGUUCUUCCAGUUCACCCAGCUGAAGAGCCUGGACCUCCAGCAGAACCACAUCUCCAUGGUGGAGGAUGAUGCGUUCAACGGCCUCUCGCAGCUCACCACCCUGCUCCUCCAGCACAACAGACUGAAAACAGCCUCCGAGGAGAUCCUGCUGCCCCUGCCCCGCCUCAACUACCUCCGUCUCUACGAGAACCCUUGGAGCUGCCACUGCUCCCUCGACAGCCUGGUCAGGAAGCUGCAGGUGCCCAGCAGCCGCAACCUGGGCAACUUCGCCAAAUGUGCGGAGCCUCUUUCGGUGUCGGGCCAGAAGCUGAAGAAGCUGAAGGUGGACUCGCUGUGUGUCGACGCCAACCACGUGAGUACGGGAGGCAAGGAGGGGGGGCGCCCGAGGCCUCCACUAAUCAAAGUGAAGUCGGAGGCCACGUCUUUGUGUCACACCUACAUGUUCCCCAAACCUCAGCUGGACUGCAACACCAAAGGUUUGGAUCACAUCCCGUCUGACCUGCCGUCUGACCUUGUGAAGAUGGAUCUGUCCAGUAACAUCAUCAAACAUCUCAGGCCCAAACAGUUCCUGCUGUCCAAAGACCUCAAGCUGCUCAACCUGAGCAGCAACAGCCUGCAGCGUGUAGACAGAGCUUCAUUUGCAGGCCUGCUGUACCUUCGUGAGCUUGACCUGUCCAACAACAGCCUCCAUUACUUCCAGUACGGUGUACUCGAGGACCUCUACUUCCUACGGAAGCUCUCACUGGCCAACAACCCGUGGAUCUGUGACUACAACAUCCACUACCUGAUCUACUGGCUGAAGCAUCACCCCGGCGUCUCUUACACUGGCCUGUUCUGCAGCGAGCCACGGGAGUUCAGGGGCUGGCGCGUCGAAGACUACGUCAAGACCUACAACGGGGAGUGUCCCAAGGAUAAACAAAUAGGAGGGGUUGACACGGGACAGGGAGGACAGGGAGAGUCGGACAAUGAAGCACAAGAGGCGAUGAGGGAGACUGAGCAUCUGCUUCAGCACCUGAAGCAGAAGAAGCGAAAAAGGUUUGAGAUCAUCAGGCUGAGUUAAAGCGGAGGUGGAUCAGUGGACUGGUUUGGUUUAGAUGGAGGGAAAUGUAUAGAAGAGGCCGCAGGGUGGUCUGUGGACAGGCUGGAGGACGGAUUAUUAAAGGCAAUGAUGUGAUGUUCAAAUAAAGACAUGAUGAGCGAAAAUACAAAUUUGGGAUAAAUCCAGAAUUUUGGCUUUUUCUUAUGAUUUUUAGAUAUGAAUUCUUAUUGCUACGUUUACCUUUAAACAAGAGGUGUAGGAAA